Messenger RNA from Oenanthe melanoleuca, 2864 nucleotides. RefSeq lists its product as uncharacterized. Lineage: Eukaryota; Metazoa; Chordata; Aves; Passeriformes; Muscicapidae. The record is from RefSeq and is a predicted model, not a curated record. The transcript is spliced from 3 exons. The coding region runs from base 1423 to 2076 and encodes 217 amino acids.
CCUCUUUAAAUAUGUCCCAUUGCCUUCUUCAAACCAAGCCAGCAACUCAGUGAUCUCAGAGAUCCCACCACCAAGGCAGGUGAGGAGAUGCACUUGUCGGGAACACGAACCAGUCUAAGACCAUUAUCAAGGUGACCAAGGACAGGCUGGCUCUUACCAGUUGGCACAGACAGCUUAGCAGGGAGGGGAGGUGGCGAGGGAGCUCAGCCUCAAGCCCUCCGUGCUUUCUGCACGGAGUCAUCCCUCCGAUGCCCAAACUUUGCCGUGCGGAGGCUGCGGGGCGGGCGCGGGGCCGCGGGAGCAUCGCUGCUGCGGGAUGCUGGCGGUGGGCUCGGUGAUGCCCGUGAUGUCCCCCCCGCUGCCGGCAGCGCCCGCCAUGUGAUUCCUGCCAGACAAAGGCUGAGCUCAGCGCCCGCCUAAGGCUGGACCCACGCGAGCGCUCCGGCUGCUCCCCACCUUCCCCUGCACCUCGCCGGGAACAUCCAGCAGACGGAUCAAAGCUCAUCUUUUGUCAUCGAAAGGAUUAACUCCGCGGGGAGCAGCGGCGGAGGGCACGCAUCGCCUGCUUCCCCAGCACGCUCGGAGUUUUGGAGCCAAGCUCCCGGCUGCUAAUCCCCCUCGCUGCUGGGAAGAGCCGGGAGAAGGGACGGGAGGGAAGGAGCGGGGAGGAGUGUCCGCGCUCACACGCACACGCGUGCACCGGCAGCCCGCACUCGGCUCCGGGCAGCGGCACCGCAUCGGCGGCUGCGGGCGGGGAGCUCCGCAGGGAGCGCAGCCUGGAGAAAACAAGCUGGAGCACCAGGCGACGGGAUCUGCUCGCUUGCAAAAGUCUUUCAGGAAUCGAUCGGGAGAUGCCGGUAAAAGAAGUUGCUGAAAGCCAAGCUGGAAUGGGCAGGAGCUGCGCGCCGCCGGCCCCGUCACACAGCGGAGCAGCUGAACUUUGUGGGGUCUGAACAUUUUUCUCCUCUGCGAACGCUCUGGGCAGCGCUGACGGGAGAGCCGGGACCGCACCGCACACCUUGCGCCUGACCGAGCCUGGGGCACAGCCAGGGGGGAUUUCUGCCCCUCCAAGGACCAUCGCCUCUGAAAAAGAGAAAAGAAAAGGAAAAAAAACAAAAAAAGCUGGAGAAGGGCAAUUUAUCUUUCUUUUCCAGAUGACUGAAAAUAUCUACAGGAUCCUGUCUCUCCGGUUGUCAUCUGUGAGUAGCAUAAGGGGGAGGCGGCUCAGGAAUAAAAAUGAUAUCGGUCAAAAUCAUUCCAGCACCUACUUUUCCCUAAGGAACUUCAUGCCCGUAGGAGUUUUCUGCGGGCAUUUGCAGGAGUAAGACCGAGGUACCACAGAUGCAUCCCUACCGGAUCAUGUAAGAAUUUGCAAAUGAGAAACAUACCCUAUCAAGACCUUCUCUGCCCGCUUUGCAGUACAUGGUUUGGUGUAAGCACAGCAAUUCUCACCUCUUUCUCUCCCUUUUAAGUCUCUUGAGCUUGGAGACCUCUUUCCUCAUUGCAAUUAUGAUUAUUUGCAACAUCAGUGCCAUCAAAGAUUGGAGCACUUUCCUUUCCCAAAUCCUCCCCAGCGUUAACAAGACUCUGAACUUGGUACAGCAAGUGGAAGCCACCACCAGCUCGGUGGUAAGUGUCCUCCAGGACCCCGAACAGGACAACUACCUGUCCAAUAGCCAGUCCAUGAACUCCAGCAACUUCACAGCUGGCCUGGACCACUUGUUCCAGUACUCAUACUCGGACAAUGACCAGCUCUACAAGGAGUACAAACCCCCUCCUCGAGAUGCCAUUCCUCUGCCCAAGGCUGUCCUCUACCUCCUCAUGGCAGCCCUGGUGGUGGUGGCAGUGGCGUACGCCAUCGUCGGGCAUCUCAUCAAGGACCUCAUUUACGACUUUGUAGACUGGAUCUUUGGCCCCAGCCCGGAUGACAACAGCAACAAGAGCGACAUCAACUGCAUCAGCAACAGCGUCAACGAGAUGAGCGAGAUGCCCGAGGCGGCGCGGCACCGCGAGCGCCAGCCCCAGGACGUGGUCAUUGCCAUCAGCGAGACCUGCCACCUGCCACAGCAGACGUGACCAGCAGCAGGAGGGAGAGGAGGAUGCAGCAGAGGGAUGCAGCAGUGGAACAGUGCAGCAGACACCUUGCAGGACCGGGCAGGGAGAGGAAGGGAUGGGCAGAGUUGGCACCGUGGAGCAAAGCUCUUCUCCCCCUGGUUUUACCAGCCUCUAAGGACCUUGCCAGGGUGGGUGGCAUCACCCCUUUUCCCAGGCUUGUCAGCCCUGUCCUGACAUCUGCCCUUGGGUUUGUGACCCCCUCUUUGUUGCCCUGUGAAUAGCAAAAAAGAAAAAGCAAAUGCAAAAAUACACCCACCGAACAAAGCUUGCAAGAGAGAUGAGCUGGAGAGAGGCCGGGCGCUCUGUCCAGUGGUGUGGGAAUGGGGUGGGGAAAAGGGCACAGAGACAAGGAGGCUGCAGAGAAAUGUGUGUGUCUGCAUUUCUGGGGACAGGCCCAGGACACAGCAGGGAGCUGGGAGCUGCAGAAAGGCACAGAAAGGUCCUCAGGGGCCAAAUCCCCCUGCCAAAUCUGCUUGGGCCAUCACUCCUGCCUUUAGUUUUGCAGCUCCAGCUCACAGCCCUUUUCACAGGUGUGCCCUGUGGCUCUGGGACAGCAGAGUGACAGCACAAACUUCCCAGGGAGCUUUAUUCCUCUGUACCUGGGGCCAUCACAUUCCCUCCACCACAUCUCUGCUUGAGCCCAGCACCCCGUGGCAGGGAGCAGCCUUGUUGGAACUUGUACAACCCUUUUUCUAAGGAAUGUCCCUGGAGAGGGACCCAUCUGCAUGAAAUCCAAAUGCUUCACGGGG